Messenger RNA from Urocitellus parryii (Arctic ground squirrel), 1098 nucleotides. It is a transcript of the gene Cd226, whose product is annotated as CD226 molecule. NCBI's taxonomy places the organism in Eukaryota, Metazoa, Chordata, Mammalia, Rodentia, Sciuridae. Gene Ontology annotation, molecular function: cell adhesion molecule binding. Gene Ontology annotation, cellular component: external side of plasma membrane. The record is from RefSeq and is a predicted model, not a curated record. Gene Ontology annotation, biological process: cytokine production; positive regulation of natural killer cell cytokine production; positive regulation of immunoglobulin mediated immune response.
CCCAAGCAGUUUCCAGAGAUGGAUUAUCUUACUUUCCUUUUGGCCCUUCUUCAUGUACACAAAGCUCUAUGUGAAGAGACAUUUUGGGACACGACUAUUAAAUUUGCUGAGAAUAUGACUCUAGAAUGUCUGUACCCAUCAGUGGACAUUACCCAGGUGGAGUGGUUUAAGAUCCACGAYGUGCAGAAGUCUAUAGGCAUUCUCCACCCCACUUAUGGUGUGGUCRUCCAUGAGUCCUAUGACAAGAAGCUUCACCUUUUGAACUCAUCGACGGCUCCCAACACUGCGAUCCUCUCCUUUUAUAAUGCCUCUGAGACCGAUGUCGGCACCUAUUCCUGCUCUUUCCUGACUUACACACAUGGAAUUUGGAAGAAGACAAUACGUGUGGUUCAGUCAGAUAGUUUUGAGACAGAUGCACCAUUGAAUCACCACUUCGUCUCAGAAUCUGGAAAAAAUGUCACACUCAACUGUCAGCUUCAGAUGGAUGGGCUGGUGCAUCAAGUCACCUGGGAAAAGAUCCAGCCCUAUCAGAUAGACCUCCUAACCUGCUGCAACUUGUCCCAAGGGAGGAGUUACACCUCAAAGUACCCCAGGCAAAUCCUUAGCAACUGCAGCCAGGGCAGCAGGAGCAGCUGGAUCCUCAUCCCCAACGCCACCACCUCGGACUCUGGGCUGUACCGCUGCCGCUUCUCUGCCCGCUCAGGAGAAAACGAAACCUUCKUGGCAAAACUGACCAUCACUGACGGUAAAGCUGAUCACCAAUAUCCCCUCUUUGUGGCUGGAGGGGUAGUUCUGUUGUUUGCUGUAAUCAUCAUCAUCAUCAUCAUCGUCAUUUCUUGUAACAGAAGGAGGAGGAGACAGAAGUCCACCCCGUUUAAAGAGUCCUGGGAUACAAAGAGUAAGGCAGCCAACAACUACAGAAGCCCCAUCUCCACCACUCAACCCAUGGAAGACACAAGGGAGGACAUCUAUGUCAACUAUCCUACCUUCUCUCGAAGGCCAAAACCUAGAGUCUAAGCUUUUCUCUUGAUAUCAGCUAACUAAUGGAGACUAUUAGAUACAUGGUCUUUAUAAUUUCUUCCUACCACCCCAUGACUG